AUGUGGCACCCCGCGCUGUUCGGGUACAACUGGCCGAACCAGAGCACCGACGCCGUGAACAACACGCAGCAGAACGCGCCGGUCACGCCGCUGCGCGCGCGCGACAACUUCAACCUGACCGCGUGGUUCUUCCGCUUUGCAGACUACCCGCCCGCGCCGGGCGUGUACCUCGAGCUGCAGAGCGAGGGCGAGCUGCACGCCGAAGGCGAAGGACCACUCCACACGGCCAACAAGUACGACAAGCCGCCCGCCAACCCGGCAUACUUUGGCGGCACGGCGCUCAGCAUCGCGUACACGCCCGACGUGGCCAAGGUGCGCCCCGAGGACUUCACCGUCAUCAGCGUGAACGCGACGUCGCCGUGGACGAAGAACACGACGUACGCGCUGCCCCGGCUGCCGCGGUGUCCGCCCGGCGGGUGCUUGGUUGGCUGGCACUGGAUCCACCAGAAGACGCACGGCGAGGGCUACGGCGACGAAAUGUACUUUACCAUGUUCCGCGCGACUGUGCUGUCCCCGGGCAAGAAGACCAAGCUUGGCAAGGGGCAAGUGCCGCGGUACUGCGGUAACGGGACCGCGUGCGUUGCCGGCCCCAAGCAGCCAAUGUACCUCUUCAUGAAGGAGGGGAAUAACAUGAACUACACCGAAGUCGCGGCCAAGGAGAACCCCACGUACGCUCGAGACUACGGCUUCAAGGACGGCGCGCAGAAGGACGCGUUGAGCGGCGCGCUGGGGCUGGCUCCCAGUGCCGGACUGCUCGCUGCCGCGCUGGUCGCGGGCGCGUUUGUCGCCUUGUAA
Messenger RNA from Vanrija pseudolonga, 795 nucleotides. RefSeq lists its product as uncharacterized. The transcript has 2 exons. Bases 1 to 795 code for a protein of 264 amino acids. The record is from RefSeq and is a predicted model, not a curated record. Lineage: Eukaryota; Fungi; Basidiomycota; Tremellomycetes; Trichosporonales; Trichosporonaceae.